AUGGGUGAGGGAAGGAAUGAUGGCGCUAUUGUCGAGGCAUUGCCGAUGUUGGCGGGUGCUAUUGGGUCUAAGUGUUUAAAGUUUGUGAAUGGUUUGGGGCAUGAUAUCAAGAAGGCUAUUAGUUACCAACAGAUUACUAGUUUUACGGAGUUGGUUAACAAGAAUCAGAUUUAUGAUAAGGAUAGUAGGGAGAGUGCUUCUCAUUAUAAGUCUUUUAAUGAUGGGAAAGGGAAAGGACAAUAUCAUGGGAAACCUUAUGAUGAUAAGAAGAAGCAGAAAUCUGGUUAUGGCAGAAAGCCAAGCGGGGGAGGAGCUAUCACUCCAAUUAAGGGCUACAAGUGUGGUCUCGAAAGAAAUCAUGCUAAUGAAUGCAACAAGAAUUUUGGAAAGUGUUUAAAGUGUGACAAGCCUGGUCAUAAAGUUGUGGACUGUAGAGUUGGUUCGAGUGUGACUUGCUACAAUUGUUGUGAGCAAGGGCAUAUUAGUACCAAGUGUGAUAAGCCAAAGAAGGAGCAAGCGAAAGAAAAAGUGUUUGCAUUGUUUGGUUUUGAGACCAUUGUUGAUGAUAGGCUAAUCAGAGAGUUUAAUCGUGUUUAUAUCAACUGCUUUGAUAAGACAAUUAUUUUUCCUAAAACUGAUGUUAAGGAAGAUUUGUUUUUAUCUGCUAAGCAAGUGGGUAAGUCUGUGCAAGAUGGUGAAAUGUUGUUUAUGUUGUUGGCAAUAUUGGAAGUUCAUGAGAAGAGAACAAUUGAGGAAUUGCCAAUAGUUCGUGAUUUUGAUGAGGUAUUUCCUGAAGAUGUAAGUGAUUUACCACCAGAACGUGAAAUGGAGUUUAUGAUUGAUUUAGUUCCUAGAAUUAGUCUUGUAUCGAUGGCUCCAUAUUGGAUGUCAGCUUCUGAGUUGAAAGAGUUGAAGAGUCAACUUGAGGAAUCAUUUGAGAAUAAGUUUAUUUGUCUGAGUGUGUCGCCGUGGGGUGCGCCUGUUUUAUUGGUUAAGAAAAAGGAAGGUUCUAUGAGGCUUUGUGUUGAUUAUAGAAAAUGA
Vicia villosa (hairy vetch) is the source of this 1041-nucleotide messenger RNA. RefSeq lists its product as uncharacterized. Gene Ontology annotation, molecular function: zinc ion binding; nucleic acid binding. NCBI's taxonomy places the organism in Eukaryota, Viridiplantae, Streptophyta, Magnoliopsida, Fabales, Fabaceae. The transcript has 3 exons. Bases 1 to 1041 code for a protein of 346 amino acids. The record is from RefSeq and is a predicted model, not a curated record.